Messenger RNA from Uranotaenia lowii, 3095 nucleotides. RefSeq names its product ribonucleases P/MRP protein subunit POP1 (gene Pop1). The record is from RefSeq and is a predicted model, not a curated record. NCBI's taxonomy places the organism in Eukaryota, Metazoa, Arthropoda, Insecta, Diptera, Culicidae. Gene Ontology annotation, biological process: tRNA 5'-leader removal. The transcript has 3 exons. The coding region runs from base 150 to 2597 and encodes 815 amino acids. Gene Ontology annotation, cellular component: ribonuclease MRP complex; nucleolar ribonuclease P complex. Gene Ontology annotation, molecular function: protein binding.
GUUUAUAAACGAGUACUCGUGCAUGCAUUGAAGCACAUGCUGAUAGCUGGUGAAUUUCAAUAUGCUUCUCGAAAUGCGACUUCAUUUCGUUUUAAUUAGAUAAAAAUUGAAUCAGCUACUUUAAAAAAUACUCUACUUCCAAGUCCGAAAUGGAGUCUGCCACAAUGCAGUACGAUGCUGCGGCCGGAGGAACAGUUAAACUGCCGGGGGAGAUCGAUUCAUUGCAGUUCAACAACGAGCGGUUGUUGGAGAUCAAAGCAAUGCUCCGGAGUUUAGCCAGCACAGAAAAUCAAACUAAGCUUAUGCAUCAAUCCCUACCGCUGCAUAUGCGAAGACGGGCUAUGAGCUAUAACCCGAAGCGGUUACCCAGGAAAUUCCGUUACACCCAUAUAGCCCAGUACAGUAAGAGUGGCUUGCCAGAGAAGAAAAAACGACCUUCCCGGAAAUAUCGCCGUAAAGCAAGCAAUCUACUGAAAGAAUACGAAAGGCGCCAGAAAAGCAACAUUUGGCUGGAAACACAUAUCUGGCAUGCCAAACGGUUCCACAUGACCUCCAAGUGGGGCUACAAAAUUCCUUUGACGGCCACGAGCAAAAGUUAUAGAGCUUCUUAUAGAGCAACGUCGAAGCACUGUCUGCUACAGGACUUGUCCUAUUACGGUUGCAUUGAAUUGACAGGGGACGAGUCCAUUUUGCGACAGGAACUGCAGCGUAUUUGUUCUGAUAAAGUUGGCCUAACUAUGGUUGCCAAAGCAUAUAUGAGUGGAGUUAGAGCUGGUCAAGUGUGGCUCUUUCAAAUAGACCAAUAUCCACUACAUUGUCUAGGUCAAAUCAAAUUUUUAUGGAAACCUCAAACUACAACUCAAGAGAAACGUACAGUCUGGUUGUUUGCCCAUCCAGUUUUCUAUAAUAGUUUAGUUAAUGAAUUGAAGAAACUAUUUGCAUUAAAAAACGCCCAUUAUAAAGGAGAAUCUAUGGAAGGAGCUGAAAUCAAAGCCCCAAGUUCUAUAAGAAUACCUACGUACGAAAAUCUUGACAUCGAAGUGCGUCUGCGAGAGCUUAAGGAUACGUUGAAUUGUUUCCGACUGACGGGACCCCUGGCAAAUUCAGUGUUAAGAGCAGCAAUCAAACAUUACAUUCCUUUGGAGCCGGAGCAAAGCAAACCGAAACAUUGGUUCGCGGACUGGAGACAAUGCACUUCAAACCAUGAGCUUCACUCUAAACAGGCAUUAUUCUACGGACAGGCAAUGCAACUACCUUCCUCAUCCAAUUUCAGUCCGGGUUGCAUAAUAAGUGUUACAAUGGAAGAACCUCGACUAAACCGACCUAAAAGGCGUACCAAGGCUUUGCCGCCAUUGGUUCUGGAACCCGUAACACUGCCGCCAUUGGACCCGUCUGUUGCUAACUCGCCCCUCUGGGAACAAUCGAUCCGUGAUAGCGUCACAAAUAACAUGGUUACCACCCAUGUACUCAAUCAAAAGCGGAACGAACAAGCCUUGGUCCCGGGAGAAAGAUGUGCCUUUGAACGAUCCUGUCAACCUGUACCCAUAAUUCUAAUACAAAACCCCGGCUCACAAGAUAGUGAUUUCAAGCGCCUUGGUUAUGGUGCCGGAUGGGAUUUGAUAGCGCCGUCAGGUUACGGUCUUGCACUUUGGCAAACUUUUAUUAUGUGGGGAGCCAAACCUGCCGGUUUGAAAGAAUUCGACCUGUUGGCCAUUGAAUCUGGCAGGGAUAUUUCCAGGAUUCCAGAUACCAUUCUCGGAAAAUUUUCAGCUGACGAUGAACAUACCAACAGUUGGAAAAAGUAUUUUUCCCGGCCCAACAAUCGGCGCAUCAAUUAUACCAAACUUUCAAUCGCUUCUCCUUUUCGCUGUCCAUGGUCUAAACUAAUCUCCGAGUGGAACGACUGUUCGGAAGAUGAUGCUUCAUCUUUUUUCGUGCUACGUGAUCAAGAAAUCCUGAACAAAAUUCAUUUGUGCUUAAAUCGAAAAUUCAACGUUCAAUCGUUACAAUUACCGAAGAACUGCCUUAUACCUAUAUUUCUUACAAUGAAAGCGCGUGGCAGUCUUGAUAGCAAUUCAAUAAUUUGUCUCCCGGAUCGAAAAGAUUUCCGACAAAAUAAAACACAAAACCAGUUGGGAGAUUCGACCCCUGUCUACACAGAGCCACUCAGAAAGGACCCUCGUUCUAAAGAACGACAUCGAUUGCGCCAAAUGCAUCUGCGAUUUCUUAAAACGCUUCGCAACAGACGAGUGCGGGCGAAGAAAAUCCAGCAACGGGCACAUCCUGGAAAGCUAAUACGCAUAAGUAGACCUCAAAACGAUAAACUUAUAAGUGAACAAUUGACGAAAAUGCAAGAACUGUGGCUGCCGGCAGAACCGGAAACAGUUCGGAACCAGUGUAGCCGAGAGUGUUUUGGCUAUAUUACCCAGUCCAGUUUCAGUCUUUCGGAAGCUAACGUAGCCGCUCUCGGAUACAUAACAGGGCGAGGGCUACGAAAGCUUUUCAAAAUAUGUAUCAAGGGAACCUUCAAGGUUCUUGUUCGCAGUACGAAAUCCAGGAGCUAUCGAUUCGCGAAUUUCAAGGUAAGAUUGGAAUAAAUUUUAUUUAGUGUUCAAAAUCUGGAUAUCUUCUAUGUAAAAUAUGUUUGAACGUUGCUGAAUAUCACAGCCAGGGAGUACAUUUACUUAUAUUUCAUGUGGUGUUGACCAAAACUGCGAAAGUGUGAUGCAUACAAACAAAAAUGGUAUUUUCUUUUUAUUAUUCUACACUUGCGCGUUAUUCGUACCUCACGCGAAAAGAAAGAAAAUUAAACAUUUUAUUUGAAUUGAACUAAAAUAUAUUUCAAUAUCUUUCACUUCCACUCAGUACCAUCAUAGUAGUUUUACAUUUUCGUCCGAAUUAACUCGGAAAAGAUCGAUAGCUGAAUAAAUACAUUUUAAUUAAACUGUCACUACAGAGCCAUUUUUCCUUGUUUUCAUCAUGCAUAUUGAACCGAGAUGUAAUACGGUUUAUUUUCCGUUCGUUCCUGUCAAAGUCUCAUGCGAACACCUUACACAUAACUCAUCCACGUUCUGCUUCAAAACUUUAGUGCUGUU